Molecule: messenger RNA, 898 nt
Organism: Capsaspora owczarzaki ATCC 30864
Lineage: Eukaryota; Filasterea; Ministeriida; Capsasporidae
Exons: 5
Coding region: 12-746 (244 amino acids)
Source: RefSeq, a predicted model, not a curated record
GCUCGCUCAUAAUGGAAACCGUCACCCAAUCCCUCGUCACUCUGCUCGGCGAGCACUGCUUCGAUGAGCUUGUCGUCAAGCAAAACAUUGCCAACUUCGACUGCCUGUCCCACCUGCUCGCCAAGAUGCUCGGCUACGUCAUCAUCCUCGGCGCUGUCUUUGUCAAGAUCCCGCAAAUCCUCAAGAUUGUCAAGGCUGGCAACGCCGAGGGCAUCAGCAUGAUCUCCAACGUUCUUGAGCUCGCUGGUUACAUUACCACCUUCGGCUACAACGCUGUGCUCAACUAUCCCUUCAGCACCUGGGGCGAGUACCUCUUCUUGACCAUCCAGUCGUUCGUUCUCCUGCUGCUCCUCGUUCACUUCUCGAAGGCCUACGUCCUUGGCGGCCUGGCCAUCCUGUUCGAAGUUGCGCUUGCCUACUCGAUCUUCUCUGGCCUUGUUUCUGGCGAUCACCUCAAGUUCAUGCUGCUGGCGACCAUUCCCGUUUUCGCUGUUAGCAAGAUUCCCCAGAUCCUCACCAACUUCCGCAACGGUCACACGGGCCAGCUGUCGGCUGUCACUCUGUCCAUGAAUCUCGGUGGUUCGCUUGGACGCGUCUUUACUACUCUCAAGCAGGUCAGCGACCCCAUCGUCCUUGCCAGCUCGUUCUUCAACAGUGUCCUUGUUUUGCAGCUUGCGCUCUACUGGGGCAAGAAGCCUGCCGCCGCCGCCGCCGCCAAAUCUACCGAGACGAAGAAGAACAAAUAACGCUGCUCGCUGCGCUUUCGGUGUUCACCCCCUUGAUGAUUGCUCAAAGUUGAGAAACAUGAAAACACGAUUAUGGUGAAAGUGACAAAAUUGCAUAUCCUUGCACGUACACAUGGACAAUUGCUCACAACACAGACGAAACGACAAGUAAC